Clonostachys byssicola is the source of this 2229-nucleotide messenger RNA. Lineage: Eukaryota; Fungi; Ascomycota; Sordariomycetes; Hypocreales; Bionectriaceae. The record is from the annotation of a GenBank genome assembly.
AUGGCCACUCAUCACAGGCGGCCCGGGUUAGCAGCGCCAUCUUUCUUUGAUAAUCAAAAUGACUCUUUAGUACCUCGACGCGAACUGGGACUGGGAACUCGGUCUGACAGCGGCCAAACCGAUCUUAGCUUCAUGUCUGCCAUUAGCGUCUACGAUAGGGGUGUAACAGAGUAUGCCAAAUGGCAAGAUGAAAAGUUAGGACUGGAUACGUCAGCUGGUCGCUCAUCCAUCACUGAGUCCGUGGGCGAGAUUUCCGACGUUUCCAGCAUGGACGAAAUGAUAUGGGAAGCCAUUUUCCAGCCAGAGGAUUCAGGCCUAAAAAGAUUUCUACCUCUUGAUAAGCUUAAGAUUCUCAUGAAUCGUCGAAGCCUGGAGAGCCUGCUUGAGGGGGCGGGCUUUGCUUCCGAAGAAGUUGUGCGAAUGGCCUCGACGAUCCUAGGCGAGCCUGGGCCUAACAAAUCAGAAACAAGAACGCCUGGGCUAAAAAGAAUAUUCGCUAUUUUGGUUAUGGUCCGGCGCAUACAGGCGAUUGAGAAGUUCAUUCAACAUGAGAUUGAUGACUCAGUGCUCCCUGUAAAGAUUCGUGCCGUGGAUAACCAGAGUCGACAGUCUGGGCUCAAACAUGUCCCUCGAUGUGAAACAAAAUCUCGCUUCGACAACUCCAAAGUAGAAGACUGUCUGUGGGGAUUCACCAAAAAAGAGAUGGGGCAUUUUGAUAUGUAUCAACAAGAAAUUCACCUACCAUUCUUUAGGUUUUCAGGAGAUGAUGGUCACUUUCGGUUUUACGAUUUAGACACCGAGUGCGUCUUGCCUUUCAUCAGUAUGAUACCAGGUGAAGCUGGAGGGAACGGAAAAGUCAGCAAAGUACAGAUUCACCCAGCACAUCAUGAUUAUGUGGAUCCUCGCAAGAAAAAGGAAGACGUCUAUUUUGCCUGGAAAAAGCUAAUUAGAGACGAUUGCAAUGAAUUCAGACAAGAGGUGGAGAAUUUGGAGAGGUUAUCGGCAAAACGAGGACACAGGGAUGACCAUCUUAUGCGUCUAGAAUUGGCGUGUCGACAUGGCAAGGACUGCUAUCUUGUGUUCCCAUGGGCAGACGGAGACCUUGCGCAUUUCUGGCGACACGAGAACCGAAGUCGCAACUUCUUCAAGCACGACGAUGUCGUUUGGUUCUUUGACCAGUGCCUCGGGCUGUCGACAGGCCUCCGACGUCUCCACGACCUUCAUAGCUUUGAGCGUCCAGUAUUUGGUGCUGAUGGGCGUUACCGGGCAGAGGACUUGGUGGCAGAGGUCGAGAACGACAAAUUAUAUGGCCGUCAUGGUGACAUCAAGCCAGAGAAUAUUCUUUGGUUCCGGGACUACAACGGACAAAGGGAUCACCUGAUGAUAACAGAUUUUGGUUUGACCAAAUUUCACAGUCGGGACUCAAGAUCGCAUCCAGGCUCAGGCGGACUCGCAGGCACAGACACGUAUCAGCCUCCCGAAGUUUUUCUCACCAAAAAAGUCACACGCAAAUACGAUGUCUGGUCUUUGGGAUGCGUAUUCGUCGAGUUUGUAUCCUGGUUUUUUCUUGGAGUGGAUGCAACGGAGGAUUUCUCAACGGCUCGACUUCCUGAAACAAAUGAAGCAUUCAGGCCAGACACUUUUUUCGACAUUGAAUGUUCCGGCGCUGGCUCAGCUAGAGUCAAGCCAGGUGUUCUGAAGUGGAUUAAGGACAUACGCGACUCAGAAUACUGCCCAAGGGCUGUCGAUGAUUUUCUGCAACUGAUACUGGAUUCUAUGCUCCAACCACAGGUAGAGAAUCGCUUUGAUAGUGCAAAGGUCUGUACUGGACUUCGGAGAAUAUUUCAAAGAUGCCAGGCGGACAAAUCUUACGCGGUAAAUGAUUGCUCUGUCGCCCUUUCGUCGACCACCAACUGGAUAAUGGAGGAGCCUGAGGAGUUCAACAAUUUCCAAACCGAAGAGAUUGACUUUCCAGUGGUCAAUGAUAAGAUGGUCUCUGACAACCAAGAAUUCGAAAAGGGGAUGCCGAGAAUCAGCCUGGAAUCAGCCGCGGCGGAUAUCGACAUAGAAACUCCCGAUGCGAAGUUCGAGCCAGACUGGGGUAACAAAGAUAGCGAAUGGAGAAUUACGAUGUCAAACUGGGAGGCAGUGCUUAGGGACUUGUCACAACGGAAAGGUGAGCAAGUUGAUUGCGGGAAGAGGAACGCGGAGAUGCCAAUUCUUCCUUGA